GUUUCUCGUGUAAACGCUCAUCAUCUUCAACCCAGGCGAGACCAGACGACGCGUGCCCACUUCAUCUGUCUGUAGUCAACGUGUUGGUCAGUUUUGCACUGAUUUCAUUGUUGUGUAUAUCGUAGCAGCCGUCCAACAAUCCAUUCUUUGCCUCUUCAUGGCUUCUUCAGUUUUCUACAAGUUCAAGUCCCAGAGGGAUGAGUCUCGGGUGACCUUUGAUGGCACCGGGAUCUCUGUUUUUGACCUGAAAAAGGAAAUCAUAUUGGCCAAUAACUUGGGUAAGGCAAAUGACUUCGACCUAUAUGUAUAUGAUGCUUCGGCACAGCAAGAGUAUAAAGAUGAUUCUCAGAUCAUUCCUCGUUCUUCGUCUGUCAUUGUGAAGCGUCUCCCUUCAUCGCGCCCAGGAAAGGGCAAAGCAGCCAUGUACCUUAGUGGUACCAAUGGUGGUACCCACACUCCUACUUCUGAUAUUAUCCAGAGACCUGGUGGAAGUGGUGGUUUAUGGCACAAGGGUGCGAUGUCGAAGCGCUUUGACCUCAAAGAGGAAUCAUCUCCUACACCAAAAUUAGCUGGCCCAACUUCUAUUCCCAAAAAUGCUGUCACAAAGGACGAUGAGGCAGCCGCGAUGGCUGCUAUGUUCCAGGCCCAGACUGCUAACUGGGAAGAAACCCAGGAAAAGAUGUCUCAGUUGGUAUCGCGUUUUCGCGCUUUUUGUCUUAGUAGUAGAACGAGUCUCAUGAACGUGAUUUUGCUUUCUUGUGCCCAUCAAUUGGGUGUAAACAGCGCUGUGCCCAUAUAUAACAACCCCAGGGGAACAUCUAGUCGUGGUGGGAAACCAUUUACUCCUCACCAACGUCCCCAGCCAGAACGACCGUUACCUCCUAGCUAUGUUUGUUACCGAUGUGGGCAGAAAGGUCAUUGGAUACAAGAUUGUCCUACGAAUAGCGAUCGUGAGUUCGACAACAAGCCUCGAAUCAAAAGGACUACUGGUAUUCCGCGAAGUUUCUUGAAAGCUGUUGAAAAUCCAAAUAAAGGCGAGAUCACGCAAGGUGUGAUGGUCACACCAGAAGGUGGUUAUGUCGUUGCCCAGCCUGACUUGGCUUCUUGGCAGAAACAAUUAUCCCGUCCGAAGGGUUUGACUGCUGCUGACGUUCGGGAACGCCCUCCUACCGAUGCUUCCCUUGCCUGUCCCAUAGACAACAGAUUAUUCCGUGACGCUGUCAAGACGCCUUGCUGUGACACUUCAUAUUGCGAGGAAUGUAUCCAGACAUAUUUACUUGAGCGCGAUUUUACCUGCCCCAAGUGCGGCAAGAAGAUAGCUUCACUUGACAAAGUUGUCAUGGAUAAGCCAAUGCGAACGAGGGUCGCUGACUAUAUCGAUAAGGUUAUGGAAGAGAGUAGAAAAGAAAGUGAAGAGAGCUCCACACAUUUCCUUUCUAACGGCCAGGGUGAUGCGGACAACUCUAUAAAUGACGACUUCUAUUCAGAUCAGCAACCUAGCAUGGAUAUGUCCCAGAUGAUUGUUGACAACAUCCCGUCCCUUCAAGCUCAGAUUUCUCAAAUAUCAAUCAUGCUUCAGAAUCCAUCCCUACCGAACCAGGUGCGGCAGACCACAGAAAUCAAGUAUCAGCAGCUCCAGAUGCAACUACAACAAGCUCAAGCUAUCGCCGCGACCCUUGCUGUUGCGACCAGUCUUCAGCAACAGCAGCAGCAACAGCAGCAGCAACAACAACAGCAGCAGCAGCAGCAGCAGCAGAACGUCAAUCCCUUGGCCUACGGGAUGCAAAGUCAGCAGUGGACCAAUCAGUUUCCGAGCCAACAACCAGUUGGCCAUGACUCUGCUUAUCAACGGUUGCCCGUCAACAAUCGCCGCCGGAACUUGAAGCGGGAUCGUCCCUCAGAUUUCUUAGAUGUCACUGGUGAAAGUGAACACAAAAUGCCCAGGUACUGGGAGUAAUUCGAAGUCCUUUGGAUGGAGAGGGAGGACUACAUUUGUAGCCUACACAGAUAGCUAAUAUGUCGCACUUUGCAUGUAUACACAAACAUUGGCAAAAUAUAGUUAUUUUAUCCUGUUA
Molecule: messenger RNA, 2075 nt
Organism: Suillus plorans
Lineage: Eukaryota; Fungi; Basidiomycota; Agaricomycetes; Boletales; Suillaceae
Product: DWNN domain-containing protein
Exons: 6
Coding region: 158-1957 (599 amino acids)
Biological process (GO): protein ubiquitination; mRNA processing; ubiquitin-dependent protein catabolic process
Cellular component (GO): nucleus
Molecular function (GO): nucleic acid binding; zinc ion binding; ubiquitin protein ligase activity
Source: RefSeq, a predicted model, not a curated record